Mercenaria mercenaria is the source of this 2922-nucleotide messenger RNA. Its product is annotated as somatostatin receptor type 2-like. NCBI's taxonomy places the organism in Eukaryota, Metazoa, Mollusca, Bivalvia, Venerida, Veneridae. The coding region runs from base 737 to 2035 and encodes 432 amino acids. Gene Ontology annotation, biological process: G protein-coupled receptor signaling pathway. Gene Ontology annotation, cellular component: neuron projection; membrane. Gene Ontology annotation, molecular function: peptide binding; neuropeptide Y receptor activity. The transcript is spliced from 5 exons. The record is from RefSeq and is a predicted model, not a curated record.
UGCCGUGAUACAGCUAUUGGAUUUUUCGUUUAGAACAGAACUGCUGCGGGCUAUUUAAAUAAGCGGCUGAGAUACGGUCAUGUUCAUUCUUAGAGAAGCAAUGUUCGGGGAUCUAAAGUUUAAAAUAGUUACUAAAGCUAAUGAAAAUAAGACAGAAAUAACUGAGGAUGAAUAUUUAUUAAACUUAGGAAUAAAUAAAAAAUGUAAUGAGUUAUAAAUUGUAUUAUUGUAUUAUUAAUAUAAUUAUCAGUCGUCAUCUGUGACAUUUGUGAUGUGUGAUUAAUAUAAGCUUGUGCAAUUAUUUUAUAGUGACUGUAAAUGCUGAAACUGAGUAACAUAUUGUAACUAAGAAGGAGAAGUUAAUAAUAAUAAAAAGCAAAUCGGGUUUCAAGACAAAAGACAAGAGGCGGUCCGUCCUGCACGUUUAAAUUGAAAUCAUAUUCUUCAAAUUGAAACAGGCGACGGUUUUCAUUAGAUGCUACAAGACCUUACGGUUUGCUUAGUAUGAGACAAGGGACGGACUAUCCUGCAUGUGUCCAUUUGAUAUGAUCUAUACUCUUCAAGUUGACACAGAUGAAGAUACCGGUUUGAUGCUACAAUAGCCUACGGUUCGUCUAGUGUAUCAAACUACAACACACGAGCUAGAAUAUUUUACAUAUGGUACAGAGGUAUAGCGAAGACAGAACCAUCCAUGAAACAUUAAAAUAGCAAAGGAAUACAUUCUCAAGACAUCAAAAUGACGUCUGAAGAUUUACCUGUAACGUUGCAGCCAAAUACAACGAUGGUAGUUGGAUAUGAACUGGUGUGUUACUAUGACAACCAAUCAGCAUCGGGAAAUAAUACAACAGGAAUAGGGGCAGAACCACGGGAGUUACCAUUUCAUCAAAUCUUUAUGAUAACUUCUUACGUUUUCAUAUGCUUAUGUGGUCUGGCUGGUAACGGAUUGGUUAUUUACGUAGUGCUACGUUUUUCAAAGAUGAAAACAGUGACAAAUUUGUACAUAUUAAAUCUAGCCAUCUCCGAUGUGCUGUUUUUGUUAAGCCUGCCCUUUCUGAUAACAACAACUAUUCUGGAAUAUUGGAUAUUCGGCAGAGCUAUGUGCAAGAUAUAUUUUGUGUUUUUCUCUAUCAAUUUCUUCACAAGUGUGUUUACACUUACAGCCAUGUCUGCUGACCGAUAUCUCGCGGUUUGUCAUCCAGUCCGAUCAGUGCACUACAGAACAACGAGAAUUGCUUUCUUCGUGUGUCUCAGCAUAUGGUCUAUAUCGUUUUUUGUGAUGCUGCCUAUCAUUCUUUAUUCCACAACAGUUCCAAACUUGAAAUACGCUGAUAAAGAUACAUGCACAAUACACUGGCCUGACGACCAGCCAAUACCUGGCGAUAAGGCUUUUACAUGGUACACCUUCCUUUUAGGAUUUCUAAUUCCAGUGGCUUUGAUAUCGGUGUUUUAUAUAUCCGUCGUCUUGCGACUGAAAAGUGUCGGUCCGAGAAAGAAAUCUAAAGAAAGAAAAAAGUCAAACAGAAAGGUCACUCGAAUGGUUCUAGCUAUGAUAUCUGUGUACGUUAUUUGCUGGUUACCAUACUGGUGUUUCCAAGGAAAUCUUACAUUUAAACCAACCGGUACCAAAGUGCCAAAAUGGCAAAUAUAUAUGUUCAGCGCCUUUACUGUGUUAUCGUUUGCCAAUAGUAUGAUCAACCCCAUUUUGUACGCGUUUUUAAGUGAAGUCUUCAGAAAAAGCUUCUUGAAAGCUUUCAACUGCGUAAAGUUCAUUGAAUCAUCCCGUAGUCACACAGCGGAUAAUAGUAUAUUUCCACGGUCCACGACGAGAAAGGAAAAUGGAAAGGACGAAAAAUAUGAGUUCACAUCAAUGGUGAACCAAACGGAAAACACGUGUAUGCACACGAAUAAUGCGUUCCAGCUGAACAACAUUGAUGUGCACAAGUAUGAACCAAAUGCUAACGAAGAACAACUUUUGGAAACUGAUAUACAGUACGUAGAUAAAGAGAUUCAAACCAAACACGGUCAAGAGGAAUAAUAGUUGUUGGUUAAAUAAGAUAGGAAGUAUAUGUUCAGUCCAAAUUACUCGCUGAUGGGUUGGGGAAUGAAAACUCUAACUUGAUGUUGCUGUGACAGACAGUUAAUAUUUUGUUUUGUGCGGUAUUGUUAAUCUGUUGUCGGAAAUAAUGUAAGAAGUGACACUGAUCCUUGAGGCGUAUAGUAGACUCGGCAAACAUCAUUCUGUUUGGUAAUAAUGUUCUUUAACUUCUAGGCAAAAUUCACGUUCUGAUCUAAUUGUUCCGAGACAUAUUUGAUAAAACUUCCGGAGAAUUGUAAUGACACAACUGUUUUCUUUAAUUUGUAAUUGUUUCAUCAACUGUGUAAAUAUAUGAGGCAAAUGAUGAUAUUUGUUUAAGGAAAACCGAAAUGAAGUUUGCCAGAAUUAUUCCAUUUAUAUCAUGUGCUUAGUGUUUUAUUGUGCAGCUGUCAUCGGUAGACAAGUCGGAAUCCCAUCAUUUCUGUAAAUAGUCAUUUGUUGGCGUGAAUGUAAGAUAUUUUCGUAGUUAUUGAAUAAGACUGUCAGAAACUUGUAAACUUGUAAAUUAAUCAUGAAAAUGUAUGGUUUUGUCCCUCUUUUAGAUCGUGUCUUGGUAUUUAUCUACGUUAGACGAUUAAGUCAGAUUAUCUUCCCUAUUUGUUACAAUUGCCGAUCACACAAUACGGAGAAGAUAGAGGACCUAUCUAAUAGGUUGUUAAAAUGCACGCUUAUAGAAGUUGUUGCAUCAAAAGAAUGGCUAGACAGAAUGAUAAAAAUAUCCACAGACGCUUGGCAGUCAAUACUUUCCAGUCCAAAGUAAACUUAUUUUUUUAACAAAUGAAUACAAGUAUGAUUUUCUUGUAAUAAUUGAUAAAUGCUCGGAAGGA